UUUCUUGCGGAGUACAGGAUGAAAAAAAUGUGGGGGCCAAACUGAACAUUUUGCCAUAUGUGUACUAUAAAUGGAGCUUAAAUUUGCAGUUGUUCUAUUUUUUUUAUUUACUUUUAACAUAUAAACUCACUCAACGGAAAGUAUCGACCACUCCACCACGCAUUCUCGUCUCCUCUCUGUCCUGUGAAUCGCAAAAAUCUUUUAGGGUUUAUACAAAUCUUGCUAUCAGAUCCAUUGUCUCUUUUACUUUCGGGUUGUACUUGUCUUCCUCCUUUCCUAUUGGGUGAAUCCAUCAAUAAAUCAGCUUCUAAGGUGAAAUACAGCUACUCCUGUCGUCGUUGCUGACGCCAAAUCCAUGAAUGAAGAUAAGAGAAAAUUGGAGGAAGAUGAAGAAGAACAAGUUGGGGCUAAGAAACAGAAAAAUGAUGAUGUAGCAGCAGUAGAGGAACAAAAGAUUGAGCUCAAAAUUUCAGAAACCGAGGUCCUGAAGAGAAAUGUAUUAUUCCCACCCAAAAAGGAGCUUUUGGUGGCAGCUAAGAAUUGCCUUGUGGAUCUGAUCGAAAAGGAAGAUGAAAUUAGUGGUUCAGCAGAGGAUGCUGGUGCACCUGAGAAGGUUCCUGGAACUGCAACUAAGAAUGACCUUGUACCUGCUACCAAGAAGAAAGACGAUGCAAGCAAUGGUACUGGUUCUGUUUCUGAAGAUGAGGAUGUUGCUGUAGCCAAGAAUGUUCUUGCAGCUGGGUCUUCAGGUGAAGAUCCCACUGCAACUAAAAAGGAAGGUGAGAGAAGUAAAGAAGAAUCUGACCCUCCAAAUAUUCAAGGGAUAAAGAAGUCUAUCUCAAUCUCAGAGAAUAGCAAUAGUUUAGAGGAGUCUCCUGAAGAGUAUGAAGAAAUAUCUGCUGACAAAGAGACAGAAGACCCUUCCCAAAACCCAGUGAAAAUGAAUACUGAUGUAAAAAUGAUGGAUGCCACGCCGACUAUGCCAAAUUCUGGGAAAGGGGGUUCCCUACACGUGGAGGCUCCAAGGGACCCUGCCACACUGAGAGUUGAAACAACAGGCUCUAAAACUCUGUUUAUUGGGAAUCUGUGCUUCUCCAUCGAGCGGACUGAUGUCGAGGAGUUUUUCAAAGAUGCUGGGGAAAUUGUAGAUAUUCGCUUCGCUAUGAAUGAAGACGAUACAUUUAGGGGAUUUGGCCAUAUCGAGUUUGCUACUGUGGAAGCAGCAGAAAAGCAGGCCCUCCUGGAAUUAAAUGGUAAACAUUUGCUGGGUCGUCGGGUGAGACUUGACUACAAUAGGGAAAAAGGAUCCUACACACCACAUAGUAGCACAGGGACAAGCUCAAGUCAGACGGGAUGGAAAGCUCAAGAGCAAACAAUAUUUAUUAGGGGAUUUGAUAAAAGAAACUGCGAAGACAAGAUUAGGAGUGCACUGGGAGAUCAUUUUGUAUCUUGUGGGGAAAUUACAAAAAUUUCCAUUCCGAGAGAUCAAGAUGGUGGUGUUAAAGGCAUAGCUUAUAUUGAUUUCAAGGAUGCCAAUGCGUUUAACAAUGCUCUGGAGCUCAAUGGUUCUGAAUUAGGAGAGGCUACCUUGACGGUGGAAGGGGCAAGGCCUAGAGGUGAUGGUCGUGACAGUGCUUGGAGUGGCAGGAGUGGUGGUGGUAGAUUUGGAGGUCGACAUGUUGGUGGCCGUGGAUAUGGAUAUGGACACGGUGAUCAUUUUGGAGGCGGUGGCCAUGGAUAUGGACAUGGUGGUCAUUUUGGAGGCCUUGGCCGUGAUGGUUAUUUUGGAGGCAGUGGCCGUGGAUAUGGUGGCCAUUUUGGAGGCGAUGGACGCCGUGGAUAUGGUGGCAAUUUUGGAGGCGAUGGACGUGGAUAUGGUGGCCAUUUUGGAGGCGAUGGACGUGGAUAUGGUGGCCAUUUUGGAGGCGAUGGACGUGGAUAUGGUGGCCAUUUUGGAGGCGAUGGACGUGGAUAUGGUGGCCAUUUUGGAGGCGAUGGACGUGGAUAUGGUGGCCAUUUUGGAGGCGAUGGACGUGGAUAUGGUGGUCGGUUUGGAGGUGAUGGCCGUGGAUAUAGUGGUUGGUUUGGAGGUGGUGGUAGAGGAUGGUGAUCUCUCAGCAAGACAAGCCCUACAGUUGGAAUUGGAAAGAGGAUGGACGAGAACAAGUAAGCUUAGGAGGACUAUAGAAGAGAUGAGAGGGAGAUGGGCUACGGAAAAAAGAAACCCCAUGUGCUACCAUGGGAUUUGAGUUAAGUUUUAAAGCUCUUUCUUUCUUCUCUAGACACGAUCUUUUUUGCGAGAGUUUGUAAGUAUGGUAACUAAAUACUUUGAAUUUUAUGUAAUAUGUUUCAGUGUUUUAUGGGUUUUCUCGUGGACGCUAUCAAUUGUGGGUGGCUUAUAGACUCGCUAUAGACUAUGGAUCCGUUGAAUCGUAUGUCAAGAUUUUGUUAUAAUCCUUUACUCUAGGAAGCACCAAGGCGAAGGUUGUGAAGAGAAAGUAAUGAGCUUGGCAUAAAGGCAUUUUACCUAGGAUAUCGCCAGGUGAAAGGAUGAAGUGAGGCCAAUUUUCUCAUUGUGAAGCUAGGUUUCUUUUCAUUUGCAGUCACAAUUUACAAAUUUGUUUACCAACAGGUGAUGUGGUGAUAUUUAAUUGAUUCAAAAUCUCACCAACCAAGCAAAAAUAGAUAAAUUUUCCCCCUUUUUUUACCACUCA
This is a messenger RNA of Olea europaea var. sylvestris, 2714 nucleotides long. Its product is annotated as heterogeneous nuclear ribonucleoprotein A3 homolog 1-like. The transcript is spliced from 12 exons. The record is from RefSeq and is a predicted model, not a curated record. NCBI's taxonomy places the organism in Eukaryota, Viridiplantae, Streptophyta, Magnoliopsida, Lamiales, Oleaceae. Gene Ontology annotation, molecular function: RNA binding. The coding region runs from base 356 to 2110 and encodes 584 amino acids.